GUCCUGCAAGGAGAGCGCGAGAGAGAGAGAGAAAAAAUGCGCUCGAAUAGCAUUAUUAUUGGUCUGCUGAUUAUUUGUCUGGCUUACGCACAUGGGCAAUUUUGGAAACAGUCGCAAAACGAUUAUCAGAGCUGGGUGCGUGAGAUGGUGGCAAAUCGUGAGUCGGGCAUCUGCUACAAAACAGUAUACGUUGAUACCUUGAAUCCUGAGAUCAGAAUACGUCAAUUUUCACAUUGCUGUGAGGGCUAUGUUAAACGUCAGAAUUCCAAUUCUGCUACUUUGCACUGUGAGCCCAUCUGCAAUCCGGAAUGCACUAACGGUGUAUGCAUCGCGCCAGGAAACUGUGAGUGUGGGCCAGGAUAUUUUAGAGAUUCAGAGGGGGAGGGACAGUGUCGCAAAUAAUGAGAAAAACCUGAACCAAUAAUCGGAUAAUAAUACAAAAUAAUGUUUGUUGCAAUUAAAAUAAAUUCCAU
Molecule: messenger RNA, 473 nt
Organism: Drosophila hydei
Lineage: Eukaryota; Metazoa; Arthropoda; Insecta; Diptera; Drosophilidae
Product: epidermal growth factor-like protein 8
Exons: 2
Coding region: 37-402 (121 amino acids)
Source: RefSeq, a predicted model, not a curated record